Molecule: messenger RNA, 1114 nt
Organism: Achroia grisella
Lineage: Eukaryota; Metazoa; Arthropoda; Insecta; Lepidoptera; Pyralidae
Gene: Prp38
Product: pre-mRNA-splicing factor 38
Exons: 2
Coding region: 38-928 (296 amino acids)
Cellular component (GO): precatalytic spliceosome
Source: RefSeq, a predicted model, not a curated record
AUGACAGAUUACAGAGAACGCGAACUAAACAAAAAAAAUGGCUAACCGUACCGUAAAAGACGCCAAAUCGAUUCGAGGCACGAAUCCUCAAUAUUUAAUUGAAAAAAUCAUUAGAUCUCGUAUUUACGAUUCGAAAUACUGGAAAGAAGAAUGUUUUGCUUUAACAGCGGAAUUACUUGUCGACAAAGCCAUGGAAUUGCGAUAUGUAGGAGGCGUGCAUGGGGGUUUUAUUUAUCCAACACCUUUUCUGUGUCUUGUAUUAAAAAUGCUGCAAAUACAACCUGAAAAAGAUAUUGUAGUGGAAUUUAUAAAGAACGAAGAGUUCAAGUAUGUUCGUGCACUUGGAGCUUUUUAUAUGAGACUUACAGGAUCUUCCGUUGAUUGUUAUAAAUACCUCGAACCUUUAUACAAUGAUAAUAGAAAAUUAAGGCGGCAGAACCGAGAAGGACAAUAUGCUAUUGUACAUAUGGACGAGUUUAUCGACGAAUUACUCCGAGAAGAGAGAUUGUGCGACGUAAUAUUACCACGAAUUCAGAAACGUCAUGUGCUCGAGGAAAACAAUGAAUUGGAUCAGAAAGUGUCUGCUUUGGACGAUGAUUUAGAUGACGAUAUGCCUUCUGAUGAAGAUAAUCCUGAACUAGAUGCCAAAGAAAACAAAAGAGAUAAAGAUCGAAGAGAUAGAGACAGGAGAAGAGAGAGAUCUAGAGAUCGCGAUAGAAGAGAAAAGGAUAGGAAACGAGAACGCUCAAGAAGCAGAGACCGCGAACGAAGAAGAGAAAGGGAAAGAGAACGUGAUAAAGAGCGAGAGCGUGAAAAAGAGAGGGAGAGAGAAAGAAGAGAGAUGCGUGAUAGAGAUAGAGAAAAAGAGAGAAGAGAUCGGGAUAGGCAUGAACCUGACAGAAGGAGAGAAAGGGGUGGUAGAUAUUAGAUUAGUAUAGGACAUGAAUAAACAUUUUAAAUUUAUAUAUGUUUUAGUUUUAUAAAAUCAGUUGAUAUAUAUCCAUUUAUAUCCUUCCAUCAACAAAUUCAAAAUAUCUCUUGCUAAAAUACUUAGAAAAUUCAUAAUUUUUUUACGAAUUCAGGAUAAGGCUUCUUUGUUCAAUGUUUCUACUUU